Betta splendens (Siamese fighting fish) is the source of this 1054-nucleotide messenger RNA. RefSeq names its product kallikrein-7-like. The record is from RefSeq and is a predicted model, not a curated record. Bases 89 to 916 code for a protein of 275 amino acids. Gene Ontology annotation, biological process: proteolysis. Gene Ontology annotation, molecular function: serine-type endopeptidase activity. The transcript is spliced from 4 exons. NCBI's taxonomy places the organism in Eukaryota, Metazoa, Chordata, Actinopteri, Anabantiformes, Osphronemidae.
AUGACAGAGACCCUGCAAAACCUGAUGCUAUAAAAAGGUGCAGCACCAUCCAAAAAUCCACUGAAGAGAUCCACCUGCAGGCCACAAGAUGAAGCUGAGCUUUGCCGUCAUUUUCGUUCUGGCUGGUGAGUUUUCUUUGCCAGGCUCAGGAUUAAAAUGCAAUCCUCCGCCUUGUCUGGGAGCUAAAGAAUCAGGACUCCUUGAGAAGAGAAUUGUGGGAAGUAGUAGCUGUGGCAAGGAGAGGCAAUAUCACGUCCAGAUAACCAGUAUGCAGGGAGGGAAGAGCUGCGGAGGCGCCUUGAUCAACACCGGCUGGGUCCUUACUGCUGCUCACUGUGCUCAACAGAAAGUGAAACUGCAGCUUGCCUUAAACAGUGAUGAAGGUUUUUUUUCAAAAGCGAAGGGUUUCUUCUCAGGAAAAUCUGACGCGAAGGAGCAAGUCAUUGAAACCAGUCAACAGUUUGCCUACCAAGGCGAGGACCAGAAGCCCCACGACAUCAUGCUCAUUAAACUGAAUCAGGAUAUGUCCCCUAAAGUUCCCCAAAUCAGACUUCCUCCUGUUGGGUGUACCAAAGUAGAGACAGGCAAAGAGGUACGGAUCGGAGGCUUUGGAGCCAAAAAGGCCGGUGGGAUAGCACCAAAGGACUUGAAAUGUGCCAGCACAGACAUCACUAAAUGUGAAGAGAAUGAUAAACCUGAUCCUAAAUAUGGCAACGAUGAAGCUAAUCUAAUGUGUGGCUUUAAGCCCAGAGUGGAGACGUGCAGUGGUGAUGGAGGCACAGCUGUGGAAUUCAACAAUCUAUUAUAUGGGAUUGUAAUAAGCAACCCCAUUGACACAUGUGCCAAGACUGUUUUAAUGGCGGAUAUCUGUUUCUACAGGCAGUGGAUUGACGACACCAUGCGGAAACAUUCAUGAGUAAACGCUACCACUUAGAGAAACUACAAAUGUUCUCUCUCCUAAAUCAUCCUUUAGGUGAUUGGUUUAGGUUUGUGCUCGUUAACUGAGCAAAUUAAUGCUCUAAAUUAUAAUGCAAUUAAUAAAAACAUGUGAUCG